AUCAGUUCCGAAAUGUGCGAGAUGGCGAGCGGUGUUCCCAAAUUUCAGUUCUACGAGAACGAGCUGAACAUCCGCCGGGUGAUCGAGCAGUCUGACUUGCAGAGUUUGGACCGGGCCCUCAACAUAUGUGAUCUGUCCAGUUUGGAGCGAAAACUACGCCUCUGGCACAACCUGCUUCCCAGGAUCAAACCCCAUUACGCCGUCAAGUGCAAUGACGAUCCGGUGGUAGUGAAGUUUAUGGCGGAUCUUGGAACUGGGUUCGAUUGCGCCUCCAAAAACGAACUCAAACUGGUGCUUGGAUUCGGCGUUUCUCCUGAGCGUAUUAUCUUUGCACAUCCUUGUCGUCCUGUCAGCCACUUGAAGUUCGCAAAGGAGCAGAAGGUGGUCAAUGGCACAGUGGACAAUGAGUACGAGGUCUACAAACUGCUCAAGCACUAUCCCAGCUCCAACCUAAUAUUGAGAUUCAAGAGCGAGGCCAAGAAGGCGCUGUGUCCUUUGGGCGACAAAUACGGAUGCGACGCGGAGGCGGAUGCCCCUGCUCUAAUGCUCCUGGCCAAGGCCUUGGAUCUGAAGGUGACCGGCACCAGUUUCCACGUGGGUUCCGGAUGCAGCGAGCAUGAGGCCUACGAUCGGGCCCUCGAGAAGGCCGAGAACAUCUUCAAGGUCGGAGAACUGAUUGGACAUGACAUGGACUUGUUGGAUAUUGGCGGCGGCUUCCCCGGAAACGAUGAUGCGAUGUUCGAGAAGAUAGCCGAGAAUGUGAACACUGCGGUGAAGCUCCGUUUCCCCGAUGAGCGUAUCCGAAUAAUUUCGGAACCAGGCCGUUUUUUUGUGGAGGCUGCUUACACAUUGGUCUGUAAAAUCCAUGCAAAAAGGGAAAUCCGAAACAAAGACGGGAAGCUUGACACAUUGAUGUACUACCUCAAUGAUGGCAUCUUCGGAGCCUUCGCCGGCAGUUUUUACUACCCUGAGGUGCUGACUCCUGAACUUUACCUGGAUGGCGCGGAAACCUUGCCAAAGUUCAAGUCUGUAAUUUGGGGGCCCAGCUGCGAUGCCCUUGAUAAGAUUGGGGAAGAACGGUUGCUGCCCAACCUGAACAGAGGCGAUCUUUUAGGAUUCCGCAACAUGGGAGCCUAUACAAUGCCCAUUGCCAGUCCCUUCAAUGGAUUUGACGUACCUGAGACCCGGUUCUUUCUGGCGAAGUGACUUAGCCAAAUUUUGAUAAAGAAAACACUUGCUUAAACUAGUGGCCAUGGGGGCCAUUAUUUAAUUAAGUUUCCAAGUAAAGAGCGAAAUGCAACUUUUAAAAGCUGUAUUUAAAAUUUAAUUUGGAAAAUAAAUAUAAAUUAGUGUUUUUCCACGUUUUACUUGUUGCACA
Molecule: messenger RNA, 1378 nt
Organism: Drosophila rhopaloa
Lineage: Eukaryota; Metazoa; Arthropoda; Insecta; Diptera; Drosophilidae
Product: ornithine decarboxylase 2
Exons: 6
Coding region: 13-1206 (397 amino acids)
Cellular component (GO): cytoplasm
Molecular function (GO): ornithine decarboxylase activity
Source: RefSeq, a predicted model, not a curated record